Molecule: messenger RNA, 1224 nt
Organism: Rosa rugosa (rugosa rose)
Lineage: Eukaryota; Viridiplantae; Streptophyta; Magnoliopsida; Rosales; Rosaceae
Exons: 5
Coding region: 121-1041 (306 amino acids)
Source: RefSeq, a predicted model, not a curated record
GGCAAAACGAGUGGCCCAUCUCUCUCACCUCUCCUCUUGUUUGUGGGCGACGUGAAACAAACCUCAUUGAAAGCCCAAGGAGAGUCACCAUGACAUCUAUCCUCUCCGACACUCCCACCAAUGGCCAACAUGACACUAACACUCUCUAGUUCCACUCUCUUCCACCUCACGACAAAACCCAGUUCGAGGCUCGCUCUAAGAAUCAGAGCCAAAGCCUCCAGAGCCACUGCCAUGGCCUCCAUAUCCACCAAAACCAAGGUGGUGCCUGCAGUCAUAGUCGGCGCCGGAAGGGUUGGGAAGGCCUUAAAUGACAUGGGUAAUUGUGAUGACUUGCUGGUCAAAAGAGGAGAGCCUGUGCCUCUUGACUUUGAAGGCCCAAUAAUGGUUUGUACUAGAAAUGAUGAUCUCGAGGCUGUUCUUGAGUCCACUCCAAGGCCCAGAUGGAACGAUUUGGUUUUUUUCCAGAAUGGAAUGCUGGAACCAUGGCUUGAAAGUAAAGGUCUUGGUGAUGCGAACCAAGUGUUAGCAUAUUUUGCUGUCUCCAAGCUGGGAGAACCUCCAGUUGAUGGAAUAACCGAUACCAAUCCUGAAGGACUGACAGCAUCAUAUGGGAAGUGGGCAUCUGCAGUAGCUGACAGAUUACAUGCUGGAGGCCUCACUUGCAAGGUUCUUGACAAGGAAGCAUUUCAGAAGCAGAUGUUGGAAAAGUUGAUAUGGAUUUCAGCAUUUAUGCUUGUUGGAGCUCGUCAUCCAGGAACAACUGUAGGUGGUGUAGAGAAAGACUACUGCUCUGAGGUUUCCAGCCUCAUUGCAGAGCUUGCCACUGCAGCAGCAGCUGAGAAGGGAUUGGUAUUUGAAGGAGCCAUGGAGGAUAGAUUAUGUGCAUACUCACGAGCUGUUGCCCACUUUCCUACUGCAGUCAAAGAGUUUAAAUGGAGAAAUGGUUGGUUCUAUUCCCUUUCUGAAAGGGCAAUUGCGGAAGGAAAGCCUGAUCCAUGUCCCCUACAUACGGCAUGGCUCAAAGAAUUGAAAAUUGUUUAGAGAAAACCCGACUUUAGUAUAUGAAUGAUUUGGAUCUCUCUCUGUUGGAGAUACGAGGAGUUAUGGGAUCUUGCUUCUCCUCUAUUAAUUAUGGAAUUUUCAUCGAUUUAGAUCUUUCAUCUUUGUGACUGUCAUACCGCAUCCUUAAUAUAAAUAAAAAGACCUUUGAUUUUCCCCCGUUUC